AAUAAAAACCCAAUUAAUCAUCACCCGACUGAAAAACUUUGCCCUAAUUCUUAUUUUUCGUCGUCGUCGUCUUCGUUCUCACCCAUACCGACUGACUGAGAGUUUGAAAAUGGGUAGAAGGAGCUACACACCUUCACCACCAAGGGGUUAUGGAAGAAGAGCCAGGAGUCCUAGUCCCAGGGGUCGAUACGGUAGUCGUGCAACAGAUCUCCCGACUAGUCUUUUAGUUCGUAAUCUUCGCCAUGAUUGUCGGACAGAAGAUCUUCAGAGGCCGUUUGGACAAUUUGGUCCUCUAAAGGACAUUUAUCUGCCAAGGGAUUAUUUUAGCGGAGAACCUCGGGGAUUUGGUUUUGUUCAGUUCGUGGACCCUAAUGAUGCUGCUGAAGCAAAAUAUCAGAUGGAUGGUGAAAUUCUUCUCGGCCGGCAAAUGACCGUUGUUUUUGCUGAAGAGAAUAGGAAGAAACCAUCUGAUAUGAGAAUAAGAGAGCGGAGGAGUGGAAGCAGAUUCAGUGACCGUAGGCAGUCACCACCAUCUCGUUACUCUCGGUCACCACGUUAUUUGCGAUCUCAACCUCCUCGCUAUGCCAGGUCGCCAUCUGGCAGGUGUGAUUACUCUCCACCACCUAGGAGGAGGCAGUACUCGAGGUCUAUUUCACCUCGAGACAGACGGUACAGGCGUGAAAGAUCAUAUUCGCGUGAAAGAUCAUACUCGCGUGAAAGAUCACACUCGCAUUCCCCUGUAAGAGACCGUUCUCCAUCUUAUGAUAGGCCAACUAGGAGCCGGAGACAUAGCCCCAGGGAGGAAAGGUCCCCACCAUACGAUGGGUCAAGGAGUCCUAGCCAUGGUCCCGUAAGAAGUCCCAGUGGUAGCAGAGGCCGAAGCAGAAGUGGUGAACCCGGCAAUUACUAGGUGUCUGCACGCGGGGAUGCUUCUCCUAGCCCAUAAGAUUAGACAAGUGCAUUGCUGAACAUGUUUGUUGGUAUAUUUGUAGCUUGAUUUGAUUGAAUGAAUGAUGAAUGAAUGAUUCUGGUGUUUUUUCCUUGUUACUUUGGCUUUUAGUUGUUUAGAAAUGUUUUGGAUUUCUAUUUA
This is a messenger RNA of Erigeron canadensis, 1090 nucleotides long. RefSeq names its product serine/arginine-rich SC35-like splicing factor SCL33. The transcript has 6 exons. Bases 110 to 910 code for a protein of 266 amino acids. Gene Ontology annotation, cellular component: cytoplasm; nuclear speck. Gene Ontology annotation, biological process: mRNA splicing, via spliceosome. Gene Ontology annotation, molecular function: RNA binding. Lineage: Eukaryota; Viridiplantae; Streptophyta; Magnoliopsida; Asterales; Asteraceae. The record is from RefSeq and is a predicted model, not a curated record.